Cucurbita moschata (crookneck pumpkin) is the source of this 1734-nucleotide messenger RNA. RefSeq names its product transcription factor VOZ1-like. NCBI's taxonomy places the organism in Eukaryota, Viridiplantae, Streptophyta, Magnoliopsida, Cucurbitales, Cucurbitaceae. The record is from RefSeq and is a predicted model, not a curated record. The transcript has 5 exons. The coding region runs from base 221 to 1507 and encodes 428 amino acids. Gene Ontology annotation, biological process: regulation of DNA-templated transcription; positive regulation of long-day photoperiodism, flowering.
UCAUUACGCUCAUUCCUAAAAAAGGGGAAAAAGAAUUGACGAAAUGCUUUGGAAAGUUCUUCACAGGAAAAAAAGAAAGAAAAAGAAGCAAAAAAAGGGUAAAGGAUGCUGCCGAAAUUGGAGUAAAUUCGAGUCUUCAAUUUCGUCAUCAUCGAAUUUGUAGAGAAUCGAUCCGACCUUAAAGCUCUGAACGAAGAGUUGGUGGAGAAGGGAGGGAUCAAUGCCGAGGGGUUUGAAGAGUAAUUGCCAGUCUACUUCUCAUCAGCUUUUGAAGGAAAAAGCAAAGAACCGUGUGAAUGAUCUUCAAGGGAUAUUCACUAAUCUUCAAUCUGCAAGGAAGGAGAGUCGUACUACUGACGUUGCUGUCUUGGAGGAGCAAGUGCAUCAGAUGCUCAGGGAGUGGAAUGCCGAGCUCAAUGAACCAUCCCCUGCCUCUUCAUUUGUUGAGGGCAGUCUUGGAUCGUUCUCGCAAGAAUUAGCUCGUCUUCUCGAGCAUUUUGAUGAGGAAGAUGAUGCAACUAGCACAUUGGCUGAACCAAAGGUUGAGCCUGAUCAACAUUGCGUUCUUGCUUGCAAUCCGUCCGAUUUUCAGCAGCAGCAGAGUGUUCUUGGAUUUGAAGAGUGCAAAGUCAAUAGUGAAGAUUUCAAAUUAGAUCAGAACUUUAUGCAGAACUUAGUGGUCGGUAUGGAUGAUAUGUCUACUGUGGAUUGUCGUUUAUUGGAUUCGCACCAAGAGUUCGACUAUGGGGUGCUUAUCGGGGCGUAUGAUGCGGGAGACUUUAGUCAGGACACAAAGCCUAGCAUUCCCCCAUACAUCUCGCCCCCGCCAUCUGCUUUUAUGGGGCCAAUGUGUGCACUCUGGGAUUGUUUCAGACCUGCUCAAGGAUCUAAAUGGUGCCAGGACUAUUGCAGUAGCUCUCAUUCCAUGCUUGCAAUAAAUGAAGGCCUUCCAGGAAUGGCUCCAAUAUUGCGCCCUGGGGGCACUGGCUUAACAGAUGGUCCACUAUUUGCUGCUCUUCUUGCAAAGACACAGGCCAAAGAGGUGGGAAUACCUAUAUGUGAUGGUGCUGCAACAAGAAAAUCUCCAUGGAAUGCUCCUGAGCUUUUUGAUAUUUCAUUUCUCGAGGGUGAGACAAUCAGGGAAUGGCUCUAUUUCGACAAACCUAGACGGGCCUUUGAGAGUGGUACUCGAAAGCAAAGGUCAUUACCAGAUUAUAGCGGCCGUGGUUGGCAUGAAUCAAGGAAGAAGGUGAUGGAGGAGUUCGGUGGUCAGAAGAAGUCCUAUUACAUGGAUCCACAGCCAUCAAGCUCACUCGAAUGGCAUUUGUACGAAUAUGAUAUAAGCAAUUAUGAUUCAUUUGCAUUAUAUAGGCUAGAACUCAAGCAAGCUGGUGCAAAAAAGAGCCCAAAGGGAAAACUACCAGCUGAUCCUCUGGCUGAUCUGCAGAAGAAGAUGGGCAGGCUUACUGCAAAGGGGCCUGUGGAGCUUGGACAAUCAGUCAAAUAAUUGUUAUGAUGGUACAUACUCGUCCCGUUGCUGCUUUAUGUCGAUAUAUACCUCGUCCCGUAGUUUGUCUCGUGAAUACAUGGCAUUUCGACCCCUUUUUUUUCAUGGAAGGGGAGAUUCUGGAUGCUAGUUUGUUCUAAAGGUUUUCUUUGGAGUUUUUUCCAUUUAUAUUCAGUUUAGAAGAUAUGUACAAGUUGUGUUUGUGUCUAAUACUAAUAGUUUGAACG